AAAUUGAACGAUGCCAUCCUUUCGAUUGUGGCAUGCUCGUCUCGUUGCAUCGUAGCGCUCGCAGACGGUACUGUGGCGAUUUUCGCACGUCUGGCGGACGGACAGUGGGACCUUACGCAAUAUUGGCUACUCACGCUGGGCGACCCUAAAUGUUCGGUGCGCUGCCUCAGCGCCGUGGGGUGCACUGUGUGGUGCGGAUACCGCAACAAAGUACACGUGAUCGAGCCGCGGUCGCGCGCGCUUUUAUAUACGCUAGAGGCGCACCCGCGCCAGGAGAGCCAAGUCCGCCAGAUGGCCUGCGAUGGAGAUGGCGUCUGGGUAUCAAUUAAAAUGGACUCCACUUUGCGCCUGUAUCACGCUCACACAUACCAACACUUGAAAGAUGUAGACAUCGAGCCGUACGUCAGCAAGAUGCUGGGCACCGGGAAGCUAGGUUUCUCUCUCGUGCGAAUUACUGCGUUACUCAUUAGCUCGGGUCGGCUGUGGAUCGGAACCAGUAAUGGCGUGGUCAUAUCCGUACCACUGUCGGAAGGCUCCAGUCGUGACUCUAUUGGAGGCUCCUUACCACCGACUAGUGGACGACCACCAAUACCAGGGCAUGCGACACUGGUCCGAGCGCGGUCCACCAGUCCUACAGGCACGAUUCCGUGGUGUUCGAUGGCGCACGCCCAGUUAAGUUUCCACGGACAUCGCGACGCCGUCACGUUUUUCGUGGCGGUCCCCGGAGCUGCAACGUCGCCUGCUCGUACCCCGGAGUCCCCCCGCCGCCAGUCCCCCACGCCGCCACCGAUGCUGGUCAUAUCUGGCGGGGAGGGCUAUAUUGAUUUUAGAAUAGCCGACUCCGAACUUGAAGACAGUGUGGUGGUAGCCGAGGAUGGGUCUUCUAGCGGCCACAGCUCAUUGGCUGAACGAGCUACAAAAAGUCACCUGGUUGUGUGGCAAGUGGCCACAGCUUAACGUAGGGCAAGCCGCGCACGCCCCAACUCGGAUUCAGACUUCGUUUACGUGUGUACCUCGACGAAACCUGCAGUUCUCGUCAAUUUGUAAGUGAAUAGGUACGUAUUUAAAGGUCUAGUGUAUAAACGUGUACCGACAGUAGCUGCCCUAAUAACCGUUAUUUGAUCUGAUACAACGUCAUUAAAAACCCUUUAAUUAUUUAUUUUUUAUGGAGUACAUAAUCUACAUCCAGGAACUAUGCACAUGCUACGUACAUACAAUACAGUAUGUCAUUUCAUGCCAACAAAUUAAAAAAAAUUGAAACUAGGCAUUUCUUUCGUUGUGUUUAAAUUCACUUAUUGUCACCUGCACUUUGUACACGAUACCAAUAUGUGGAGAUAAAAAGGAUUUGUGGAGAUGUGUAGUCGGUUUUUUAAUUACUUAGGAGUUUGGUUGCAUUCGCAAUUAGGAAUUGGUUGGUUAAGUGUUGGUCCUUCAAAAUCCAUUCUCACCUAUUCACUAAUCGGAAGCUCACAGGGCAUGAAUAUUUUUGUUUAUAUGGCUUGAACAAUGUCUCCAAAUUUAAGACAUUUCUUACGACGACGAUAUUGGUUUCGUUUAUUUCGAUAAUUACAAAAUUAUUCGCGCUCUGUAAACAUUCGACUACUUUUUCGCCAAUUUGUGUGUUUUGCCAUCCACCAAAAUUAGGCAUGUCACAUACUAAACGUUUCUGAAGUGAAGUGUGCACGGCACCAAGCGUUGUGUUUUAGACAUUCGUUACUAUAAAUUGUGUGCUUUUUUGGCUAGAUACUUAUACCGCGCCACUUUAAAACUUGCAUUGCUCAUAAUAUAAAAAUAUAUAUUACAAAAGACUGAGUCGGUGUAUAGUUUUGUUUAUUUAUUUAAUUUUUCGACUUCAGUCUUUACCUUUAAUCUCAUGUAGAAUUUAUGUACAAGUUGUAACCACCAAAAUAAUUUUUGUAGUGCUAGUUUAGUUAGUAGAGAAACAACAUUAGAGAUUUUAUAUUAAUAUUAAUUAAUACAUGUGUAACUGUAAUGUAAUAAAUAUCUCUUUGUUGAUUCCAAGUUAAUUAGCAUUGCAUUUUCCUCGAUAUACUUUACUCUUAAUUGUAACGAAUUAAAGUUCACAAACAAUAUCGUUUUGAGUAUCUAGUGGAAAGUGCUUAAUAGGUUUAUAGGUGCCAGUUAGCUUGGAAUAUUUUGUAAGUGAAUAAAGUCGUGCUGAAUGUGGUUGUCAUUUACAUCACAUUAAUUUAGGUUGGUAGUUAAGGCUAUUGUUGAACUGCCAUGAACUCUAAACAUAAUAAUAUAAUCGUAAAUUUCGCUCUCGUUCACGUGUAGCUUUGCGACUUUCAUUCACAUAUUUUUGUUGUCGAACAGAAAUGAUAUCAAGGCUGUUGCAAUAACAAUAUUAUGCCAAAAGGCGCUAGUUUAGAGUAUAACAGAUUAUGAAUGUUUUAAUUGACGAAUAUUGAUUAGAGAGAGUAUUUCAUAUCUUGUAUAAAUAUAUAGAUAGCUAAAAUCCUAACAUAAGCACUCGUAUUUGCCCAAUAUUUUUUACUUGCUAAACGCAGAGUUUUACUCGCAGAGUUCGCUUGGCAUUGACUUUUUUCCUAUCAUCGUAAUUGUAAUAGUGAAAAUAUUAUUUUAUGUUUAGGACAUGUAGUAUGGUCACUAUGUAACAUUGCUUAUAAUCAUUUCGGUCCAACGAAUAUAUUUUAAGAGACCAUGAGAUCCUUGUGUAAGAAUUAUUUGUAAUCCUCAUUUUGUGUUUUAUUUAUGCUAGGGUAACUGAGCUAUACUGCCGACCACUAACUAAAACGUGUGUCAAAUAUCCACUUUAAAUAGCAAAAGGUAGAGCACAAAAUUCACUUUAAAAACUGUUAAAAUGAGUUAACGUGUUUGACUUAUCGGGA
This is a messenger RNA of Hyposmocoma kahamanoa, 2873 nucleotides long. RefSeq names its product C-Jun-amino-terminal kinase-interacting protein 4-like. The record is from RefSeq and is a predicted model, not a curated record. Gene Ontology annotation, cellular component: cytoplasm. Lineage: Eukaryota; Metazoa; Arthropoda; Insecta; Lepidoptera; Cosmopterigidae. The transcript has 5 exons. Gene Ontology annotation, molecular function: JUN kinase binding; MAP kinase scaffold activity; kinesin binding. The coding region runs from base 292 to 957 and encodes 221 amino acids. Gene Ontology annotation, biological process: vesicle-mediated transport.